Messenger RNA from Apus apus (common swift), 4013 nucleotides. It is a transcript of the gene OTOP2, whose product is annotated as otopetrin 2. Gene Ontology annotation, biological process: proton transmembrane transport. Bases 830 to 2626 code for a protein of 598 amino acids. NCBI's taxonomy places the organism in Eukaryota, Metazoa, Chordata, Aves, Apodiformes, Apodidae. The record is from RefSeq and is a predicted model, not a curated record. Gene Ontology annotation, cellular component: membrane. The transcript is spliced from 8 exons. Gene Ontology annotation, molecular function: proton channel activity.
CUGGGCAGGGGUGGCUGAGCCCCUGCACUGCCAGCCAGCAGCAGGCACUGCCCCUCGGGCACCGCUUUCGGGUUGCAAAGCGCCCGCAGGGGUUACUUCGGCCCUUGGUGCUUUUCCGUCGGGCAGCAGGAGGGCGGCGGGGAUGAGCCCGGCUUUGUAGGUCAGAAAAUGAAGGUGCGGGGCAGCGAGGGGACUGGGCUGGGUCAGCCCGUGAGUCAGUGGCAAAGGAGGGACCGGCGCGGCAGAGGCUUUAUUAGCUGAUGAAGGGGUGGAGCGAGGAGCCACGCUAAGAGGUGGCAUCGACCGAGCGGGAUCCGGCUGCUCCUGCUCGGCACAAGCCCCAGGACCCCGACCCGCCGGCCAUGCAGCCCCUGCCCCUUUCCUCCUCCUCCUCCUCGCCAAGCCCCUGAGGGGCUGCCGAGCCCCUCGCCUUCCGCCGCAGCCCCAGACUCGCCCACGGCGCAGCCAGGAAGACGAUGGAGCAAGGUAUUGCACAAAAUGGAUCACAUGAGUUUCCCUGAGAAGCCCAUGAAGCCCUGCUGGCAGCUCCAGACAUGGUAUAAACCACAGAGAGAUCCCAACGGGACUAUCUUCUUGGGCUGAUCAAGCUGCAGCAACGGAGACACUUCUCCAACAGCCUGGCAAGAGCAGAGAUUUGGAUUCCAGGCAGCAGAGCAGCCUUCCCCGUUCCUCUGGUACGUCCUCUCCUCCUCACCACAUGUCCUGCUUUGGGCCAACCCUGGGCUGUUGGAAACGCAGUGACGCCCCCUCGUUAAUGGGGCUCUCCUCCCAACAGCGUUAACCCUCAGCUAAAGGCUUUGGCUGAACCAUGUCUGAAGAGCCCGUGCGGAAGGACAGCGAGAUCAGACACCCCAUCCCCAGCAUGGGCUGCGGACACAAGGACGACAAAGCCAGCCUGGCUUCCAGCCAGAUAGUGUCAUUUGGCCACCAGCCUCAUCACCCCCCUUCCACUCCUGCCUCCAAGGAAGUAUGGAAGAAGGGAGGCCGCAUGUUCUCCAUCCUGCUGGCCGUGCACUUGGCCCUGCUGGCCUGCACGCUGGUGAGCAGCGGGGCUUUUGAGAAGAUCGCUGUCCACGAUUACGACGUCUUCUUCCUGCUGACUGUCAUGAUGCUGAUAGUCAUCAUCUGGAUCAUCUUCUACUUCGUCGGCACCUCCCGCUGCCCAGGUGCCAUCCUCUGCAAAGACUCCCACGCUGGGCCCAUCUGGCUGAGAGGAGGCCUGAUCCUAUUUGCCAUUUUCAGCCUUGUCAUGGAUGUGUUCAAAAUAGGAUAUUACUCGAGCUUCUACAGCUGCCUGUCUGCAAUCAAAAUCAUCUACCCCAUUGUGCAAGCAAUAUUCGUGGCUGUCCAGACAUACUUCCUGUGGGUCUCUGCCAAAGACUGUGUCCACGUACACCUGAACGUUACCAGGUGUGGCUUGAUGCUAACCCUGACCACAAACCUGGCAGUGUGGAUGUCAGCAGUGACAGAUGAGUCUGUUCACAAAGCACAUUCAAAGUUGAAGAAGAACGUGACAGAGGAGAUCUUCAGAUGGCUCCUGAAAGCGGGGAUGAGGAGCAGCUCAGCAGCAGAAUGUAACUGCAACAGCCAGAUCUGCCAGAUCUUCAAGAAUGGCUACUUCUGGCUGUACCCCUUCAACAUUGAGUACAGUCUCUUUGCCUCUGCCAUGGUCUAUGUGAUGUGGAAGAAUGUUGGACGCUUCAUAGACCAUCACUCCCACCACAUCCACCGCCUGAAGUUCAGGCUUUUCCGAAGGACCUUCUUUGUAGGCAUCAUGUUGGGCCUCAUCCUCCUGGUGAGUGGUUUGGGAGUCCUUGUUCUUUAUGAGGUGCAGGUAAACUCCAGCACUGAAUCCAGCAAGAAGAGCCAAGCACUCACCAUGUACUACAUCUUCAACAUCGUUUGUCUGGGCCUCAUGUCCCUUGUCUGCAUCGGUGGCUCUGUCAUCUACCGGUACGACAAGAGAGACAUGGAUCGGCACAAGAACCCAACCAGGACCCUGGACGUGGCCCUGCUGAUGGGUGCAGCCUUGGGACAAUAUGCCAUUUCUUACUACUCCAUUGUGGCCAUCGUAGCCAGCACACCCAGGGAUGCCAUCAGCGCGCUGAACCUCACCUACGCCCUCCUCAUGAUAGCCCAGCACACCUUCCAGAACAUCUUCAUCAUUGAAGGCCUUCAUCGGCAGCCCCCCAAGGAGGACCCCAAGCAUGAUUGUCACCAGAAGGGCCUCUAUGGACUCACCUUUGUCAACAUCAACGCCGUGUCCCUCCGUGUGCCCGGCGGUGGCAGCACCUUGUCCCCUGGCACAGCUGCUGGCCCCGAAGCCACCCACCCCUCUGACCCCGUGCAGCCCCUCACCGCCCACAAGAAGAUGAACUGGAGGAGGAAGGUCUUAAGGGAGAUCUCCAUGUUCCUCCUGCUGAGCAAUAUCAUACUCUGGAUCAUGCCAGCGUUCGGUGCCCGGCCCCAGUUUGACAAUGACACAGAACUGAACUUCUAUGGUGACUCCAUGUGGCCAGCCAUCGUGGACAUCUGCCUGCCCUUUGGGAUCUUCUACCGAAUGCACGCAGUGGCCAGUUUGCUGGAGGUCUACAUCAUGUCCUAAAGAACUCUCUCCCAAGGAAGAGGAGAUCCUCCUCAACCAAUCCACCUUCAUCUUACCCCAGGGCUGGGAGACUGCCCAGAUGACCCAAGGGGUCCCCAGCACUGCCUGUUUCUUUGCAGUGCUGGGGCACUUAUGAACUGUCAGUGAAGAUCACCCAAACAUAGUCCAGAUUCUAUUUUUGCUACUCCUGUGUGGAUGUGCACGUGUGUUUCUCAAGUUCUUAAAAGAUACUAGAAGGAAGGUGUCCAGGGUAGGACCAUGGUAAUUACCUUUGGUUCAUGCAGAGACUCACCUUCCUUCUGAAGAGCCUGUGCAGCCCAUGCCACUGAUGGGCUCUCCAGCAGGUGCUCAGCACCCUUGGACAGUCAGUGCCUGCAGGCAGAGACCUGGUGGGUACGAGGGGUGACUCAGGCAUGGAAGGCAAAAAAGGGAAAAACCACUUCAGCUUCUGGUACGGCCAGUUGGAAACCACUCCCCUGCAGAGAUGUGAAAAACAAACCAGUGACCACCAAAAAGCUUUGGAAAAAGGUUUUACUCUUUCCUCUCCAUGUUGCUUGUUUAUAUUAGCCCUCUUGGCCCUUCCCUGUCUCAGCCCCUGCUGUUCCCCUUCCUCUCCAGGGGGGCAUCACUUCUGCCAAGGGGGUUUGCUCACUGGAGCCUCCUCAUCCCAAGGGACACGUCUCCAGGAGCUGUGCCUGUGGUCCUGGGCUGGCCCUGACAUGGGAUUGCUCUAAGCACACUUUCCCCCCCCCAGUUUUCCUGAAUCAGGGCUCAAAAACCACAAGGAUCACUGUGCAAUGCAGGCUGGGGAAUGAGAGAGAGCUAUUUUUAUUUUUUAUUUUUAACAGAUAAUGAUUUUUUUUUAAUAUAUAAGCUUGUUUUUGUACACAGAGUUAUUUAUUGAUUUUCACUGUAUCACUGAGCUCCUGAAGGGACCUUCUGUGCCCUACGACACAGAAAUCAACCCAGUGCCUUGGCCAAUUUGAUCUCCUGUGCCCUGAAGGGAUGCUGGUGCUGCACCCUCAAGCCUGAGCAGGUGCUGAGGUUGGGAGCACAGCCCCCCCAGGCAGCCCCAUGUAGCAGUGGGGGGGUUUCUGGGUGCCUGCAGCUCUCCAUGAACCACAGUAUGAUUGAGGUGGCUUUCAGAGCAGGACUUCUGGGCUGCAGGAGGUAGAAAUGGGCCCUUCUGUUUCAUCCAAAGUUCAAGGGGAACUUCAGAAAGCUCCCGCUGCCAGGCUGGGAGGGUUCCUGCCAGGAUGGCACAGCCGAGUUUGGUCUGUACCCUGAGACAUCCAGGUGUGUUGUUCCAAUCCAGAACCCUGCGGAGGUGGCAGAAAUCAUCAGGCCUUUUCCUUACGGAUGUGUGUGCACCAAAGGAAAAUAAAUA